AUGGCUCCAAUUCGGCGGUACUUACGCAUCAGCAAGUUCUCUGUCCUCGAAUGUAGGAUUUAUUUAGAGGAUCCGUCCGACACACGAUGGCUGCUCGAUAGCCGCGACCCGGUUAUGCCGCGCAUCUUCGCCUCCAUUCGACCCCUAGUCCUUCCGAAGUUGCGAGAAGAGAAUGAGAGACUGUUUGCUCGGAAGAAAGGAAAGCCCGUCAAAGAUGUGAUCGCUGAAGACGAUUUCGAAGUUGCACUGUUUCUCAGAGAAUCGCGCACUCGGCAUUCGCUUUUGACGCGGCACAAGAACUUUGACGAGCCAGAGAACAAAUCCAAACGAACUGGAUACUUAGAGGGAAAAGGUGGACAGCCAGACACUGGCAUUUUGGUUGAGAGUGACAGUGAGUCGGAGUUGAACAUCAAUGCUAUCCCGCAAGCAGGUUCAGAGGAAGAAGAUGGCCCAUCAGAGGGCAAACGCACAAAACGGAAGAGAGACGAAUCUUUGCCAGAAUCAUCUGAGCACGAGGACAAGAAACUACGCUUCAGAACGAAUUAUGAGGGCUUCAACAUCCACGGCUGGAUGCUCUGCUUGCUCGUCACUCGAAAAGGCGACAAGGGCAAGGCCAGGGUAGAGGCAGCAGAACCUAAGCGCCAGGUCUUGAUGGAAGAGUGGAUAUCCACGCAGGCUCAAGGUGACCUCGGCGAAGAAUAA
Molecule: messenger RNA, 702 nt
Organism: Aspergillus puulaauensis
Lineage: Eukaryota; Fungi; Ascomycota; Eurotiomycetes; Eurotiales; Aspergillaceae
Exons: 2
Coding region: 1-702 (233 amino acids)
Source: RefSeq, a predicted model, not a curated record